UCCGCGUCCCCCGAGGCUUGCGGCUUCCAACCCAAACCCCUCGCUCCAUUCCCCCUCGUCAAAUUCGCCGCGGACGCGAGAGGGGCGAGACCGCGAGAGAGAGCGACGACGAAGUGGCCUCCCCAUCCGUGCCGUCCUCCCGUAGUAUUCACUCCAACUCCUCCCCUGCCGCUAUUCGUAUUGGGAGGCCGGUCCUUGUCGCGAGCGACGCCGAGGCUUCGGGACGGGGAUUGAUUGAUUGAUAGCACAGACCCGCCGGACUCGGUGCACGCCGGCGAAUUGCUUGUGUGCUGCUGCUGGUGGUGUAUUGUCUGCGAAACCUGCGGCGGCGGCGGCGAUGGGGCAGGACCUCGUCGAGAUCCACCCGCGCGAGCUCCAGUUCACCUUUGAGGUGAAGAAACAAAGUUCAUGCACUGUCCAUCUAGUCAACAAGUCCAAUGAAUAUGUUGCUUUCAAGGUUAAAACAACAUCUCCAAAAAGGUAUUGUGUUCGACCAAAUACUGGAGUUAUCCUUCCUAGGAAAACAUGUGAAUUUACAGUUACCAUGCAAGCACUCCGAACUGCUCCACCAGACAUGCAAUUAAAAGACAAGUUUUUGGUGCAGACCACAGUUGUUCCUUAUGGUACAUCUGAUGAGGACCUUGUUCCUGCCUUUUUCUCCAAAGAAGCUGGCAGGUACAUCGAGGAAAGCAAAUUGAGAGUUGUCCUCGUUAGUGCAUCCCAUUCUCUUGAAGAGGAACCAAUUAAUGGAGUUCAUGGCACUGAGCCAGCUUUUGAAGUUCCUGUACUGAAAGAGAUGCCAAAUAUAGAGAAAGAAGUGCUGCCACCUGCUACAAAAGAAGUCCCUCCUCCUCUGGAACAAACUCCAGCAAUUGCCACUGAAAUACCUUCACCUGUCAAAGAGACUCCAGGCCUGAGAGAAAUUCCUGUGCCACUGAAGGAAGCACCAGCUGCAUUCACAGAAUCUCCUUCCACUCGAAAUGACUCCUCUGCUAUUGCAAUUGAACAUCCCUCUAAUGUUACAAUUGAACAUGCCCCUGCUAUUAAGAUUGAAUCCCCUCCUCCUUUGAAACAAAGCAUUGCAGUUUUUAAGGAAUCUCCUCCACUGGAGGAAACUCCUCCUAAAGAAGCUGUUAUGCUAAAUGACAGAGGACUUUUCAAUGUGCAGAAUCAUCAAUUAUCUCAUGUAACAGAAGAUGUUCAGAAUCUGAAGUCAAAGCUCAACAAUCUUGAAUCAAAAUUGGAAGAGGCUGAAAAGAUGAUAAUAAGGCUAAGAGAAGAGAGCAGAAGUACCACCCAGGAGCGGGAUAAGUUACAGCAAGAAAUGGUAUUUCUAAGAAAGAAGGGAGCCCCCAGGAGUCAAGUGGGUUUCCCCUUGCUGUUUGUGGUGUACGUGGCGCUUCUUGGUACCUCACUCGGUUACCUGCUGCGACUAUGAGUUGCGUGUUCAGCAGCUGGGAUGCUUUGAUGUGUCAGGAGAGUUGGAAGGGCAGUUGCACUCCAAAAUCUUGGAGAGGAGCAUUUGUUAGCAUUAUUAGUGCAGAUGGUUUUGCAUAUAACAGCGGUGCCAAACUAAACUACCAGUUGCCUGUAUGUAUAGUACAGUUUUUUUUUGCAAUGUAUAGAACUCAACCCAACAAAAAGAUGCCUGCUGCCUUGUAGACUAACCUGGGAUUAUUCCAUUUGCCCAAGUUUUCCUCUUUUUUUUUUUUACAGUUUGCUGGAUUCGGCUCUCCUGAAUGGUUACAAUUACAAUCUCGUGUUAUUUA
Molecule: messenger RNA, 1769 nt
Organism: Setaria italica (foxtail millet)
Lineage: Eukaryota; Viridiplantae; Streptophyta; Magnoliopsida; Poales; Poaceae
Product: vesicle-associated protein 1-1
Exons: 8
Coding region: 338-1438 (366 amino acids)
Biological process (GO): endoplasmic reticulum membrane organization
Cellular component (GO): endoplasmic reticulum membrane; plasma membrane
Source: RefSeq, a predicted model, not a curated record